CCGGAAGCUGCGGCGACUCGGCGGCGCCCGCCGCUCGGAGGCUGUGGGUCCCCGCAGGCGAUGGGCCCCGCGGGCUCCUGGGAGCGCGCCACGUGGGUGCUGGCCGGGGGCCUCCUGGCGGUGGCGCUGGCGCCAGGGGGCCGAGGCUGUGUCGGCGCCAGCUCAGGUCCCCGCUGGCGCCCCCUCGGCGCGCAGCCACCCCGGGACGCUCCGGUGGCUCCGGGGUCUGGGCCUGGCCUAGGGAGCGGGGCGGGGCCCGAGAGCAGCACGCAGGACUUGCCCUGUACGAUUUGGCCCAAAGUGGAAUGCUGUCACUUUAAGACUGCAGUGGAAGCACCACUUGGAGUGAAAUUGGACGAGAAAAUGGAAGUCUGUAUCCCACUGUCAACUUCUGCAGCCUCUAGUGGGCCCUGGGCUCAUUCCUUUUUUGCUUUUAUACCCUCCUGGCCUAAGAAGAACUUAUUUAAAAGAGAGUCUCCGAUAACACACCGCCUGUAUGGAGACAUUUCAAGAGAACUUCAAGGGACUUCUGAGAAUGGAGUAAUUUUUCAGAAAUGUGCACUGGUGUCCGGGCCGAGCGAAGCACAGACAGCCCACAUAUGGCUGUUAGUUAACAACACCAAGACACCCUCGUCAGCCAACCUCUCAGAGCUGCUCUUGCUGGACAGUAUCGCUGGUCUCACCAUUGGAGAAUCCACUGGAAACAGAACCUCAGAAGGAUUCCAGGCUUUUAUUAAGAAGUUUCUGCAAGUGGGAGAUGCCUUUGCCAUCAGCUACACAGCCACCCUCCAGGCUGGAGACAUCUGGAACGGAGAAAGCCUCAAACUUCCUGCCCAGCUCACCUUUCAGAGCUCGUCACAGAACAGAACAGAGCUGAAAGCACUUUUUACCAUAACGGCAGAAGAAAGCAUAAGGGUUCUGCCAAACCAUGGCCUCCACGCAGCGGGGUUCUUCUUCGCCUUCCUCCUCUCCCUUGUGCUAACCUGGGCUGCCCUCUUCCUCGUGGUUCGCUAUCAGUGUCCGCAGGGAACCGUGCUCACCAGACGUCGGGUUUGGCAGCACGAGAGCAAGCUGGAACCCUUGCCGUUCACCUCAGCUGACGGUGUGAGUGAGGACCUUUCCCUUAACGACCAAAUGAUAGACAUUCUGUCUUCCGAGGACCCUGGGAGCAUGCUUCAAGCCUUAGAAGAGUUGGAGAUUGCAACCCUGAAUCGAGCAGACGCAGAUCUAGAGGCUUGUCGAACACAAAUCAGCAAGGACAUCAUUGCCCUUCUACUGAAAAAUCUCACCAGCAGCGGCCACCUCUCACCCCAAGUAGAGAGAAAAAUGAGUGCUGUUUUCAAAAAGCAGUUUCUGUUGCUGGAAAAUGAAAUACAAGAGGAGUACGAUCGGAAGAUGGUGGCAUUGACAGCUGAAUGCGACCUGGAAUCAAGAAAGACGAUGGAAAACCAGUACCAGAGAGAGAUGAUGGCAAUGGAGGAAGCAGAAGAGUUGCUGAAACGUGCUAGUGAGAGGUCUGCUGUAGAAUGCAGCAACCUUCUGCGGACCCUCCAUGGCCUGGAACAGGAGCACUUACGGAAGUCUCUCGCUUUGCAACAAGAAGAAGACUUUGCCAAAGCUCACAGGCAGCUGGCUGUUUUCCAGAGAAACGAACUGCACAGUAUCUUCUUUACCCAGAUAAAAAGUGCUCUUUUCAAAGGGGAAUUGAAGCCAGAGGUGGCUAAAAUGCUGCUGCAAAAUUAUUCUAAAAUACAGGAGAAUGUGGAAGAGUUAAUGGACUUUUUCCAGGCUAAUAAGAGGUAUCACCUGAGUAAAAGAUUUGGCCACAGGGAGUAUCUGGUCCAGAACCUGCAGUCAUCAGAGACCCGUGUGCAGGGCCUUCUGAGCACUGCUGCAGCCCAGGUGACCCACCUCAUUCAGAAGCAUGAGAGAGCGGGGUACCUGGAUGAAGACCAAAUGGAAAUGCUGUUGGAACGGGCUCAGACAGAAGUCUUUUCAAUCAAGCAGAAGCUGGACAAUGACUUAAAGCAGGAAAAGAAAAAGCUCCACCAAAAACUAAUAAUUAAGAGAAGACGAGAGUUGCUGCAAAAGCACCGGGAGCAGCGGAGGGAGCAGCUGUCCAUCGCCGAGGCCUUCCAGGCGGCCGAGGAUGCCGGCCAGUACCUGCGCCAGUGGAGGAGCCUGAUGGAGGAGCACGGCGCCGCCCUGGAGGAGCUGCAGGAGCGUCUGGACCAGGCCGCCCUGGACGAUCUCAGGGCCCUGACCCUCUCGCUGUUCGAGAAGGCCACCGACGAGCUGCGGCGCCUGCAGAACUCGGCCAUGACCCAGGAGCUCCUCAAGCGCAGCGUGCCCUGGCUCUUCCUGCAGCAGAUCCUGGAGGAGCACGGCAAGGAGAUGGCCGCGCGGGCCGAGCAGCUGGAUGGGGAGGAGAGGGACAGGGACCAGGAAGGUGUCCAGGGCGUGAGGCAGAGACUGAAGGACGACGCUCCCGAGGCGGCCACGGAGGAGCAGGUGGAGCUGAGACGCUGGGAGCGCCUGAUCUUCAUGAAGCUCUGCUCCUCAGUCUUCUCCCUGUCUGAAGAGGAGCUGCUCAGGAUGAGACAGGAGGUCCAUGGCUGCUUUGCUCAGAUGGACAGGAGCUUGGCCCUCCCCAAAAUCCGGGCCCGAGUUCUGCUGCAGCGAUUUCAGACUGCGUGGCGAGAAGCAGAGUUCCUGAAGCUGGACCAGGCCCUAGCGGCCCCCGAGCUGCAGCCGCAGUCCAAGGCGAGAAAGUCGCGAUCCAAGAGUAAAAGCAAGGGAGAGCUUCUGAAGAAGUGCAUCGAAGAUAAAAUCCACCUCUGUGAGGAACAGGCCGCUGAAGACCUGGCUGAAAAGGUCCGAGGUGAAUUGCUACAGGAGAGAGUGCAGCGGCUAGAGGCGCAGGAAGGAGGCUUUGCGCAGUCGCUUGUUGCUCUGCAGUUCCAGAAGGCAGCCCGGGUGACCGAGACCCUGUCGGCCUACACCGCCCUCCUCAGCAUCCAGGACUUGCUCCUGGAAGAGCUGAGUGCGUCUGAGACGCUGACCAAGUCGGCCUGCGUGCAGAUUCUGGAGUCACACAGCCGGGAUCUCCAGGAGCUGGAGAGGAAGCUGGAGGACCAGCUGGUGCAGCAGGAGGCAGCCCAGCAGCAGCAGGCCCUGGCGAGCUGGCAGCAAUGGGUGGCCGAUGGGCCCGGGAUUCUGAACGAACCUGGGGAGGUGGAUUCUGAAAGGCAGGUCUCUACUGUCCUGCAGCAAGCCCUGAGCAGGAGCCAGACGCUACUUGAGCAACAUCAGCAGAGUUUGAGAGAAGAGCAACAGAACAGUGUCGUCCUAGAAGACUUGUUGGAAAACAUGGAGGCAGACACCUUCGCAACCCUGUACAGCCAGGAUGGUGAUGAGGAGCCUUGGGAACUGCAGAGCACAUGUGUGCAAAGCCUCUGGCAUGGCCCAGCACACAGAGGGCACUCAAUCAGUGCUAAUGGCAGCAACCACAACAGUAAUCACGUUUCCCCCGUCGAUGUUUUCUGUGGUUUGUCAGGCACCCAGAUAUUCUCCUUCUUCUCUAUCUUUAACUAAGUUUAGUAUACAAAAACUAGGUUCUAUCAGGAACAAAGUGGGUCAGAGAAAACUGGGCCAGAGCCAUAAAUCAGCGAUAUUGCACCCCACAUGACACCUCUCUGAGUUGAGAUCAGCCAGCCUUUCUCAUCCUUGGCCAGAGUCACAGCACUCACCUCCCUUCCUGAUACACAGCCCCGAGGCCGUGCAUGGAGCCUUAUGCAGUCACGUACCUGACUGUCUGCUACUGGUCGGGUUUUAUACGCAUCCUGCGAUGGGCUUCCUGUGCUUCUGGUGUCUGUAAGUAGCAGGAAAUAUGAUUUCAUACAGUGGUGAAUGCAAGCCACAUGACUCUGGAGAGGCGCUUGCUCACACAGUGACAUCAGGGUCAUGUUCUGCGAUUCUUUUCACAGUUCCUUCUCACAGUUUCCAGCUGCCAUAACUUUCAGAGCAACGAAAGAAGUGGAAGAACUGCCACCAUGCCUGCUCUUUCUCAUCAAGGAAACAAAUGCCCCCAAGUCCCUGCAGCGAUUCCCCUCCCAACCUGAAAGCUGGCCCGCAGGCCUUGCUAGCUGCAGGGGAGGUGCAAGUCACUUACCCCCAGCCUCUGAGAAGGGAGUCAGCAGGGAAGAGGGGUUGGGGCACUUUUAGGUUUCCAGCCGGCUACAUCCAGCUUCCUGAAUGGAUUCGUUUUUUGUCAUUGCUGUCACAAAUGACCACAAACAGCAGCUUAUCACAGCUACAAACUUACCUUGUAGUUCUGUAGGUCAGAAAUCCAACAUGGGUUUCUCCAGGCUAAAAUCAAGGUGUUGGCAGAUUUGCCUGCCUUUCAGAAGCUUUAGGGGGAGAAUCUGUUUCCUGUUCACUUAAGUAAUUGGCAGGGCUUGGUCCAUUGUGGUUGUAGGACUGAGGUCCUUGUUUCUUUGCUGGCUGCCAGCCAGGGGAUAUUCCUGGCCUCCGGUGGCACCUACAUUCCUUGGCUUAUGGCAUCCUUUCUUCAUCUUCAAAGACAGCAAAAUCGUAUCUCUCUGGCCCUUCUUCUGGCCUCAUCAUCUCUCUCUCUGACCUAACACAGAAGGAAGAACCUCUGCUUUUAAGGAUCCACAUGAUGAUUACGUUGGAACCACCUGGAUAAUCUAAGAUAACCGCUUUCCCACCCCAUCUCCAGGCCCUUGACCUUACUCCCAUCUGCAAAGUACCCUUCCCCUUGUAAGGUGACAUUUGCGUAGGUCCCAGGAUGGGCGCGUGGACAUUUUGGAGAGGGGUCAUUAUUCUGUCGACUGUACCAAACAAGGUGCCACUGUUAGCACUGGAGUGACAGUGUCCAAACAGGGCAGGGAGGAGCCGGUGCUUCCUGCACACCUGCCAUGCACUAAGUGCUGUCCUAGGCACUUAGGUCUGUUAUUCAUUUAAUCCUUGCAGAAAGAUGGAAAACAGGCAGUAUUAUCCUGUUUUAUGAAUAAAGGGACUGAAGCACAGAGAGGUGGUGAAGGCAUGAGGGCUUACAACUGCGGGUGGCGGGCUCAGGAUUCAGCCCAACCUGGUGCUGCACAGACUGUGCUCUUCCUGACCAGCUCUGAAGGGUCUGAAGCAGAUGACCACCCCUGGCCUCUGUCUCUGCGUAACUGAGCCACCUCCCACUCUCCACUUUGAUUCCCCCACCUUUUUCUUUGUUACUUUGAGACUCCACAGAAAGCCAGUAUCACCAGUGGAAUUUCAGCCAGGUUCAUUUAUAGAUUGUGGGCCCUUUCCAAUUGUGAACUCUGCAUGCAUCUCAGUCUGCUUCUGCUAUCAUUCAAAAUUCCUAGAUUGGAUAAUUUAUCAAGAACAGAAAUUCUUGGCUGGGCAUCGUGGCUCACACCUGUAAUCCCAGCACUUUGGGAGGCCAAGGCG
Sapajus apella (tufted capuchin) is the source of this 5466-nucleotide messenger RNA. It is a transcript of the gene EVC2, whose product is annotated as EvC ciliary complex subunit 2. Gene Ontology annotation, biological process: smoothened signaling pathway. Bases 61 to 3594 code for a protein of 1177 amino acids. The record is from RefSeq and is a predicted model, not a curated record. Gene Ontology annotation, cellular component: ciliary membrane; plasma membrane protein complex. Lineage: Eukaryota; Metazoa; Chordata; Mammalia; Primates; Cebidae. The transcript has 20 exons.